AAUAAGCACGAGACAAUUACUUUUUAGAUGACGCGAAGAGGAUAAUGUUAGUUGGCAAGGCCGGUGUGGGAAAAAGUUCAACAGGCAAUACUCUUCUUGGGAAACGAGAAGGAGGGGGAGGAACGUUUACUGCAUCAUCAAGUUUAACAUCAGUGACCAAAAGGAGUAAAUCUUUUGAAUGUACUAAUGCCUCAACCCGAUAUAAAAUCAUCGACACUCCUGGAUUAACCAAUAUUGAUGGCAAUGAAAACGAAAUAGUCAAUGAAAUUGCAUUAUCAUUGCAAUACGCAGAUCCCGGUCCACACGUAUUCAUUAUUGUGGCUGAAUACGGCCGGGUGACAGAAGAAGACUUUCGUGUCUAUGAGAAAAUCCGGGACCUAUUUGGGGAAAAGUUUUUGCAAAAAUAUGGAAUUCUCUUGUUUACUCGCGGCGACGAUAUAAAACACGACUUAGAAGCGACACUGGAUGAUGAAAUAAAUGAUGAAAUCCUUGUUGUGGAGUUCAAAAAGAAAAUUGUUGAGGAAAGCGAGACUCUACCAGAGCUCGGGAAACUAUGUGAACUGUGUUCGAACAGAAUUUUCAUAAUCGAUAACAGGUCCCAAAAUCGGAAUUACGAGGCUUCGCGCUUUUACAAAGCGUUGGGUGAUUGGGACCUUGGUAUCGAUUACUGUACGGACAGUCACAACCUUGCAAUAAUGAUGGCAGAAGAUAGAAAGAUUCGGGAUGCAAAGCUUGAUGCAGACUUGGAUAAAGAGUUAAAGAAAAGUAAACAACAACUUGAAAAGAAAACGAAGGAAAGAGGAAACAAAAAGGAUGAAGAAUUAUCCUUCGCGGACAAACAACAUAGAGACAAGAAACAAGCUAUCAUGAACUCAUAUGAAAAGGCUAUAGCCGACUUGAAAACAAAUCACACAAAGGAAGUUGAAAAACUCAAACAUGAAAAUAAGAAGGAAAAACAAAAACCAGUUAAACCAUCCUCUCAUGUAUUAGAAAAAAUUGGGAUUGCACUGGGAAUAAGUACUGCAAUAGUAGGUUCAAUUGUUGGUGGAAUGGCUGCAGCACCCGUUGGUGCAGCUGUUUCUGCUGCUGCCGCUGGUUUUGCUGCAACAGAAGGUAUAGCGGGCGCUGCUGGAGUUGUUGCUGCUGGGGCUACAGCUGCAUCCGCAAGUGCUAGUUCAUUUACUCUAGGAGGGUGGAUACGCGAUUAUUGUAAUAUCUUAUAG
This is a messenger RNA of Owenia fusiformis, 1223 nucleotides long. The record is from the annotation of a GenBank genome assembly. Lineage: Eukaryota; Metazoa; Annelida; Polychaeta; Sabellida; Oweniidae.